This is a messenger RNA of Gigantopelta aegis, 2634 nucleotides long. RefSeq names its product 3-[(3aS,4S,7aS)-7a-methyl-1,5-dioxo-octahydro-1H-inden-4-yl]propanoyl:CoA ligase-like. Bases 291 to 1904 code for a protein of 537 amino acids. The transcript has 2 exons. The record is from RefSeq and is a predicted model, not a curated record. Gene Ontology annotation, molecular function: CoA-ligase activity. Lineage: Eukaryota; Metazoa; Mollusca; Gastropoda; Neomphalida; Peltospiridae.
UCGGAACGUGUAGCGAAUCAGCGGCCCGUGUCUGGUUUGUUAAAAACCGUAGUCUGCUGCUCAUGGAGAAAAUGUGAGAGUUUUAAAUUACUAUGACUAAUUCGCCAGUGUGCUCUAACUGUAAAACUAUAAAAACUUGUACUGGAAUACAUUACCUGUGCGCUACAACAGCUUGUUCUGAAUGUGCACGUAAAACCCUAUGACAUAACAUGACAUUACCUGAACAGCAUUCACAGAUCAACUGAAGCGGCAGGACGCGAAGUAGACAGAGGUUCCAACUGUUGAUAACCAUGCAAACCACAAUUCAAGCUCGGGUGAAGUUCCUCGCGGAAACGUAUCCCAACAAAGAGGUGUUUGUGUUUGUGUCCACCACUGGACUACGAAGUGCGCUGUCAUGUCUGGACAUGUACGAGCUGUCCUCCAAGGUUGGAUCGCUUCUGAGAAAGGCGGGAAUUAAGCCAGGAGAUGUCGUCUGCGACACACUUCCCAAUUCUCCAGAAAUGGUCGUUUGUGAUUUUGGCAUCUUAGCAGCAGGUGGAGUGAUUCUCAACAAAACUGCUUAUCGCUCAGACGGAAGUGAUCUUUGUCAUAUGUUGAACACUUCAAAAUGCAAAGUGGUCAUAGCAGAUCAAACCCAGUCACCUUGCAUCUGGGAGAUCCUUAAAAGGCAAAUUGAUGAGAUAUCCAGUGAUGGCCUGGUCAAGUCUGAAAAGCUUCCAUUCCUAGAGCGUGUUAUAUUUGCUCCCAUAACUAAUGGGAACAACGAAUUUAUUAAGAGAAUUAAAACAGAAGACAUUUACUUUUACACUUCUGGCUCGCCAUCUGACACGGGAAUCAUCUGGAUGACAUCUGGAACAACAGGUCUACCGAAACUGAUUGUACGUUCACACGAAGCUGUGCUAAUCAAUGCUCGCAUCUUUGCAUCAAUGACCAAUGAGAGUUUUAGCACCAUACAUUACAACGAUAAUGCAAUGGGUCACGCAUCUUCGUUUGCAAAUUCCUUUUUGGCAUCGUGUGCGAAACGUGUUUUCAUAGAUCAUAGAUUCCAACUUCCCGUAGACCAAGAAAUGUUUAUUUGGGAACUGGUGUGCUCAGAAAAAUGCACAACAGCCUUGAUGCCACCUUUUGUCUUUAGAGGAAUUUUAAGGAAACCAGAGCUACUUAAAAAACAAAAUUAUCUUUUGGAUCUUCUGUGUACCGCUGGACAACCCGUGGACAAAGACUGGUCGGAGGUACUGGGUAAAAUAACGCGGUCUGCUUCUUUUGCAUAUGGCUUAUCUGAAAUAGGCUACUGUUGCUCACAACUGUGUGUGACGUCAUCGGAUAUGCUUCCCUAUGUUGCUGGUUAUCCGUCAGCAGAAGGCAUAGAGGUGAAGAUCGUAGAUGAGAAUCAGCAAGAAACAUCACCAAGUACGCAUGGCGAACUAUUGGUGCGUGCUCCGUGGAUGUUUGAUGGCUAUUUGGGAAAUGAAGAGAAAAGCAAAUCAAAAUUCACUCAGGAUGGAUGGUUUAAAACUGACGACCUGGCCUACAAGGACAAAGACGGGUGUCUCUUUGUCAUGUGUCGACGAUCUGACGCCAUUGCCUGGGGAAUGUGCACAGUGUAUCCGGCAUACUUUGAAACGCCCAUACGGUCAUUGUCAGUCAUUGCUGAUGUUAUCAUCGUUCCUGUUCCAGAUAAGGACAGCUUCCAAGAAAUUUGCGCAUGCAUCCGUCUGUGUGAAGGAAUUGCCCUUAAUGAGAAAGAGGUAGCUGAUAUGUGUGAUUCGUUGUUUGUUGAAGACUCCGACAUGCCUGCUCCAAAGUAUUACAUGGUAAUGGAGAACUUCCCGUACUUGACAUCAGCCAAGCCAGACAAAACCAAACUGAUCAGUUUGGCGAAAGAAAAGUUUAACCUCAAUUAAUAAACAGUUAUAGACAGAGAGAUGAUCAAGGAAACAAACGUGCUUAUAGGUAGAAAUCUGACAAGAUAAAUAUUUGUAGUUACAUCUGUUUGAAAUGUUUUGCGACGUCACUGCAGGACGCGCCAGCUGAUUAAACUUUUUAGCUGUGUGUUUAACCGGAACAUAUACAGAGAUCUGAGAUGAGAGAGGAAUUUUUGUAUUUCAGUUGUUUCAAAUAUCAAGUUUUGCAAUGUAAAAUGCAGUGACUACUUCAUAAAUGUUCUGGAUAAUGGCGGACAUAAUGAAGUAAAUAUGUAUUGUAUUAUUCAGAAGCUAUAGACAUUUGUAAGCUACAGUUUCAACCAUCGUUGACGUUUUCGACAUCAUCAACAGCAUCAUGAUCAUCACUAGAACUACCCCUGUCAAUUAUCAGAUUACUUUUUGUCUUACAUUAUUUAGUAAUGUUCUGUUGACAGAGCUUGGUACAGACAAGACUAGCAAUAGUGUCUACCAGCGCACCUGUCUGAGCAUGUCCUUUGUAAGGCUGCUCAUCUGCGCUGUGUCAGCUAUAAAACUGCAUCUGGAGAUGCUGCUUCCUUGUUCAACAUCUACCUGCUUUUUAUCACUCCUCUAGGUGGUUGGGAACGAUUGGCUUUAUGACUAAUCAUAUGAUCUGUAUUAUAAUUUUAUAAAUAUUUAUAAAAGAAAUUUAUUAAUAGAGUAUAUAAUAAAAAGAAAAACAUAAAAAUAA